GUUCCCUGUUUUGAGGAGCCUGUAGUCUCAGCUGGCCAGACAAGGGGAUCUUCUGCCCUGUGGAGCCUCAGCCAUGCUGGUCGUGUCAACAGAGUCAGUGUAGAUGCAGCAUGUGCUGAAGGGAGAGGUUUAAGACUUGUUUUCACUCCCCCCCCCGCAGGUGUUAGUACAGCUGUGCCCUGAUGACAGGGAUUGCUCUCAUGGCAGGGGGAUGGUGAAGGAUCUUUAUACAGCCCCUCUGACUGUCAGUGAAGCCAGGAGGUUGGAGGGGAGACAGGACCAGAGAGGGGCAGUGGCUUGCCAAUGGUCAUACAGCAGGUCAGGGACAGCUCAGAGGGGAACCCAGGUGUCCUAAGUCUCUGUUAUCGAUAGGUCAUGAUAUCUGCCUUCUCCGCCUAGGCCAAGGUCAUACAGAGGAUGGAGAAAAUGCCCCCUGAAGUAUCCCUGGAGCUCUGUGCAUGCCCCAGUGGCUCCCUGGGCCCUGCCCUCUCCUGUGUUUCAGGGGCUCUGCAGACCUUCCUUGUGCCCUGCACUAGGGGUUCUGUGGACUGCCCUGUGCUCUGCCAUGACCACUGCUCUUUCUGCCGGAGAAAGGGAGGUUUGCAGAGCAGAAGUGGAGUUGGAUGUUCACUGUUAGUGGUUGACACGUACAAAUUCUGUGCUGUGUAGAGAGUGCUGGACUUGGCUGAAGCUGGCAGGGCAUUGUGUUCCCCCAUCUCCACCAGAUUUUAUUUGCAAACACUUUGCUUACUGAUGCCUAGAAGGAUUGGGCAGGCAAGGCAGUGUUGCAGGCAGCAGGGUGGAGGGACAGUGUUUGGCAGCAGGGGCAGGUUCUGCUCCUGGCUCUGUCUGGCCUGGUGUCUGCUUCUGAUUCCCAUGCCUGUUAAUGGGUUGAGGAUGGGGGCAGGGCUUCCAAAGAGUGGAUCUGUUCUGUGGGGUCGUCUUAGCAGCUCUUGUGUAGAAGGGGCCCUCCUAGGGACCGGGGAGCCAUUGACAAACACUGAUGCCUGUGGCUUCCAGACAGAACCACCUCAGGAUCACAGACCAUGACUUCAUCACUCUCCUGCCACCUCCAGGCUCUAGCGUGUGAGCUGACCCUGCCUAGUGACCCCUGAUGAUAGAUGACCUGCUGUGGGAAGGGGCAGCAGCCUCAUCUCUGCUCUAGGUGGGGUUGUGCACCCUUGGGGUUCAGCACAAUUGGUACCCUAGUGACUGGUCUUGGCACUGGAGAUAAAGAGCUUUGUGGGCUGCACGGAGCUGGGUCAUGGAUCCUUGGUUCCUGUGACACGCAGCAUGGCUCUGAGGGUGCUGUGGCAUUGUGCUGCCCUCCCUGGCAGGGUGGGGGGGCUGACAGCCUGGCCUAGCAGGUAGUGGGAGCUCAUACAAGUGUCUGAAGUGAGUGCGGUGCUAACCUGUUUCUUGUUGUAGCAGGAUCCCAGCCUGGCCUGUGCUAUGUGCAUUCGGAGUGUUUUCUCCACUAGUGUUUGCAAAUGAAAAUGGAGGAAAUGUCUUUGUCUGGCCUGGAUAACAGCAAACUGGAGGCCAUUGCUCAUGACAUUUACACGGACCUGGUGGAAGACGCCUGUCUGGGGCUGUGUUUCGAGGUGCACCGGGCGGUCAAGUGUGGCUACUUUUUCCUGGACGAUACAGACCCUGACAGCAUGAAGGACUUUGAAAUUGUGGACCAGCCUGGCGUGGACAUCUUCGGCCAGGUGUACAACCAGUGGAAGAAUAAGGAGUGUGUGUGCCCCAACUGCAGUCGCAGCAUCGCUGCCUCCCGUUUUGCUCCCCAUCUGGAGAAGUGCCUGGGCAUGGGCCGCAACAGCAGCAGGAUCGCUAACAGGAGGAUAGCCAGCAGCAACAACAUGAACAAGUCGGAGAGCGACCAGGAGGACAAUGAUGACAUUAAUGAUAACGACUGGUCCUACGGAUCUGAGAAGAAAGCAAAGAAGAGAAAAUCCGAUAAGAAUCCCAACUCGCCCCGGCGAUCCAAGUCCUUGAAACACAAAAACGGGGAGCUUGGUGCAAACUCAGAUCCGUUCAAGUACAGCAACUCCUCUGGAAUCAGCUACGAGACGCUGGGCCCUGAGGAGCUACGCACCCUGCUUACCACGCAAUGUGGGGUCAUCUCUGAACACACCAAGAAGAUGUGUACCAGGUCCCUGCGUUGCCCCCAGCACACGGAUGAGCAGCGGAGGUCAGUCAGGGUCUACCUCCUGGGACCCUCUGCCUCACUCCCAGAGGCAGAGGGCAGCGUGGAGAAUGACAGCUUUGAGGUGGCGGAGAGCCAGGCCAUCAUGAGCCGGCUGCAGUGGGAUGGUUCCUCUGACAUCUCGCCCUCGGACUCAGCCUCAUCCAAAGCCAGCACGAACAACUCGGAGUCCCGCAAGACCAAAAAGAAGAAGCCGCACAUGAGCCUAGUGGGUGGUACGCCGGGGAUAAGCUCCAGCAAGAAGAAGAAGCCUAAGCCACCUGCACCCCCCACGCCCAGCAUCUAUGAUGAUAUCAACUGAGGGGCUGCAGGGACAGCAGCUGCCGUGGCACCUACAAGGCCUGACCUGCCUUCCCUCCUCACCCCUGAUCGUCUGGACUCUGGUCGUGCCCUGGGGGAAUCCAGGCAGGCACCUUGUACCCCCACUGGCACACUUGCCAGUUACUGGAGCAUGCUGUCACCCUGCCCUAUCUGUAGGGGGCAGCACUGGGAGCUGGACUGCCCUCGGCAGCCUAAGAGGAGGCACUGUGGAGCUGGAGAACUUUGCUGCCUGUGGGGAGAGUGGGGGGAAGCCAGGCUGGAGUGCCCCCUGCCACCCCCUUGCACCUCUAUUUAUUCUGUGAUUUUACUGGCUGACCAAUCAUGACUGUAAGGUGGCGCCUGCUGCUAAGCAACACUAGAGACCGUUCAUCAGGGAACGGGGUGAGUGGAUGAUGCCCCAACCGUCGGAGCAAGGCAUGGAUGCAGAGGCUGGGGCAGGCCCUGCUGGACAGCCUUGUGCCUGCCCUUGCUGAAAGGGCCAGGAUGUGGGGAGGCAGGCCCCUGCACUGGACCCCAGGGCUGCGCCACCGCCCCCCCCCCAGCCUUUCCUCCGCCAGCUGGGAGGGGAGGAUGCCAUCCUUGGGGAGUCUGGGUGUUGGCUCUGAGGGCUUGCCCAUUCUCUUCCAUCAUGCUGAGAGUGCAGGCUGGGGGCUGCAAUAAGAUGUGGCUGGCUCAUCUGUGUCCAGCACCUCCCCUUCCUGCAGCUCCCCUCGUGGCUCUCAUCAUGGUACCUGCUGGUGCUGCUGCUUUGUCCGUGAACCUGCUGUGGGUUUGUUUUGGUACCGCUGGGUGCAGAAUUCCCUGGACUGGCUGCCCACUGCCUCCUGGUGCGCCCACUGGCCAAGGGAUCCGGUCCAUGGUGCCCUGUUCUGUGGGACUGGUGUGUGUGAGGGAAUGGGGGGUUGUGAUGCUUGCUGCAAGCAUCCUUCAGGAUGGUAGUAGGUGCUGCCUGCCCUUGUGUAUGGCUCUGAGAUUCCAGAGGUCCUGCUCAGGUGCUCAGAGGUGGGGCAGGGAAGCUGCUAUCUACCCAUUCUCUCCUCCCCACCAGCAAGCUCAGGGCCCUUGGGAGAUGCUGGGAUCCACAGGGGGUAGUGGACAAUCCUGGCAGGGUGAGAGGCUUCUGCCCUAUGGCUUGCUGUGGGGGAGAUGUGUUUCACCAUGGGGCACUUCAAAAGCAUAUACCCAGGCUCCUGGGAGGGUUGAGCAAACACCUCCUUAGGUCAAGUAGCUUGGGCUGGCCUGAACUACCACACACAUCCCAUCCCCCUUGCAUCCCCCCCAGGUGUUCUUCAGCCACCCCUGCUUUUUGGGGCAGGCCCAUUCCCCUGCCUGGGACACUUGGGCCAAGCUGGAACUCAGAGCUGCCUCAACUCCCCAUGUGUCUCUGGCAGGUCUGACCUCAUCCCCUGGGCUCUGUUUUGCUGCUUAUCUCCCCCAGGGGGGCACCAGUUGCCAUAUGCAAGAUGCCAAGUGGUUGCUUUUGCUGGAGCUCUUCCUCCGUUUUGAGUUCCCACCUGUGCAUGUCCCCCAUCCCCCCAGAUCAAAUCCGUGGGGAACCCCAUCCCAGACUCCCAUCUCUCUCAAUCUCUUCCCUCCUUGCCCUUUCUACCACACGAUGAUGUGGUACCUGAGUGGGGGUAGCCAAAGCAACUUGGUUUCUGAGACUUAGGGUGUUGGUGAUAAGGACGUGCAAUGGUCCAGAUCUUUUAGCUUUGCUUCCACAAUUCCAUGCCUGCAAUCCCAGAAUCCCCUGUCCCUCUGAAGGUCUGGUUUGUAUCGUGCUAACUUGUCUGCCAUCAUUUUACAUGAUGCUAACAAGGUAGAACAUGGUUCUGCCCCCACUCCCUUCCCUAGGCCUGGCCCCAUCCUGCGGGAUCAUGCAUAGGUUUACUCUUCUGUAUUGAAGGCGACUUUUGGUCGCCAAGGGUCUUGGCAAGAUGGGACAGCUGGAUUGUGUCAGCAGUGCAUUGGGAGCCCAGGAGGAAUAGGGGGCUGCUCCCUUGCCCCACCUACCAAGUGGGCUGCUAGGAUCAUGCUGAGCGAGCUAAGCCAGCUGUAUCCAGACCACAAAGAGCAGGGCCAGGGUGCUCCUUUUGGGGUGGAAGGAGGCAGCUCUGACAGGAAGUGUGUGGCUGGCACAGGGUGGUGCCUUGGAUCCAGUUGGGUGCUCUGCCUGCUGUGGCUACAGUAUUCACACACCUUCCAGGCUUUUUCCUGGCCCAGAGCUGCCUGCCACUGCAGCAAGCAGAGCUGCGGAGGGAGGAAGGGCCUGGCUCCUGCUUCUCCCAUGUUGCCUUAGAGAAAUCCUGGGCUCUCCCCAACUCAUUCUCAAAGCAGGUGCUGCUCAGUUGUUAAUGGUAGCAAUUCCCAGCAGCCAGUGAGAGGGACUGGCAAACUGAUUGCAGUGAGGCAGUAAUAGCCAGAACCCUAAAAGGGUUUAUAAACCUCAGGGAGUGGCAGGCAAGCAUGACCUGAUCCCCAGCUGGCCAGAGAGCCUGCAGCCUCAUUGGAAGGGCAGUGCAUGCAGUCAGCACCCAUAGGAAGAGCUGGUUGAGGCCUGGAAGCAGGAGCGGGGGAGGGAGGAGUGCUGCUUACGGCCCUGCCAUAGGGAAUGAGGCUACUUGUGGGGUGGGCAGGAAGGGGGAAGCUGUGGCUCUUGUGGGAAGGAGGUGGCACUGGUUGACACUGGCUUUUGGGGGUCAGGGGUGCAAGUUGGGUUUUUAAUUUAGGUUAGGAAUCAUGGUGCUCUUGAAUUGUAGAUUAACUUUCUGACUGCUGCUAACUGGUGGGAAGACUGCUGAGUGCCAGCAGAAGGCUGUGCUUAUGCUCACCCAGGCUGCUUGGCUGCUGGGACAGCACUGCUAAUGCUCUUCCUCUGCCCUGGCCCCCUGGAGCUGGGAAGCAAUUUGCACUUCUGCAUUGCUCUAAGCUCAUAACUUGGUUCACUUUCUGCUUUGCCCCUUCCUAAAUAAGCCUGUGCAGCUACCCUUGGUGUACAACUGUCUGUUUUAGCUCAACCAUGCUCCUCUGUUAUCUUUCCAGCAAGCCUGAAGAGUGCAGCUGCAGUCUCCCUCCACUCCUGCUGUUCCCAAAGGAGCCAAGCAAAGUGCCAGCCAGCCUUAGUGCUUGACCAUGGGAAAACCCUGAAUGUGGCUUGGCUUCCUUGCUAGAUGCCUCAGUCUGUCCUGUUGCAUGGAUGUUUUAUAGGAUGCAGAGACUGGGAACAUGGUCUCUAGGCUUGUUGAGAGAAGCAGCAACUUUAAUUGCAAGGGCCUAGGUCUGGCUUGGUCUUGCAUGCUGAUUAGAUCUAGAUCAGAUUUGUUGGAGGUGGCAGUGACCAGACUGAAGGAACCUUGUCUUUAAAAAUAUAUAUAAGCAGUGUUGUCUGGAAACAAGGCAAAGAAAGCUUUUUCCUCUAAGCUUAAACUGCUUGUUACCUAAGAAGAGAAUGAGUUGUUAAGAGGCAGGGGGUCCAACUUCCUCUUGCACUUAUUCACACAACCUCCAGAAGGGCUGGAUUGUCAAUGGGACUGCAAUCCUUCAAGGACAAAGCUAGCUCAACUAGUUCUAAGCAGGAUCCAUCCACCACCACCUAGCAGUGUCCAGUCAGAGGCGUACAGUGCUUCAAUCCCUAAGCAUAGAGGUAUGAGAGAACUUGCCAAGCCAGGCCUGGGAGCUAAAAAAUGCAAGCUAGCACUAGCUGAACUACCCCACCUGUUGCUGAAGACUGCUACCGUGUGACUCUGAGAGGCAGAGACGCAUUUGUUUUCAGUGCAGCCUUGGAGAAAAUCCUCAAGGCUGUUUUGUUUCUAAUCACAGGCUCCACAUUCCUCCUCUUAUUUUAAAGGUAGGCCUGCUUCACUUGAAACCCUGCAUCCUAUCAUGAUACCACUCUCCAGAGGGUUUUAAUGUGUAAUAAUGUAAAAGCUGCCCCCGUGUGACUUCCCUGCGUGUUCAUGUCAGUGUGGCCACGGGAGGCCCUGGCGCAGGCAGUGCUCACAUGGGGAAGGUGGGGUAAGUACUGUACUGCGUGGUCUUGAAAUGUUUAUUUUUGCAUAUGUAAUCCAUUCUGUACAGGUAGUUCCAACUUUGUAAGAGCUGUGUAUGCCUAUUAGUGGAUUGUGGCUGCCCCUGUAAAUAAAAAUGCAUCUUGACUUGG
Molecule: messenger RNA, 6692 nt
Organism: Alligator sinensis (Chinese alligator)
Lineage: Eukaryota; Metazoa; Chordata; Crocodylia; Alligatoridae
Gene: ATXN7L3
Product: ataxin 7 like 3
Exons: 12
Coding region: 1491-2513 (340 amino acids)
Biological process (GO): positive regulation of DNA-templated transcription; regulation of transcription by RNA polymerase II
Cellular component (GO): DUBm complex; SAGA complex
Molecular function (GO): transcription coactivator activity
Source: RefSeq, a predicted model, not a curated record